Messenger RNA from Spodoptera litura, 705 nucleotides. Lineage: Eukaryota; Metazoa; Arthropoda; Insecta; Lepidoptera; Noctuidae. The record is from RefSeq and is a predicted model, not a curated record.
AUCGUGAAGCUUUCCCGGUUCCUCAGCGUAUCAGAAAUCGAUAACAUUAGAAGCUACUCUUCAAUGCUGUAUCAUAUGCUGCAAACCAGGAAGACUGCUGUAGCAGUUGACUUGAACUCCAUUAUAGAAUAUGCUGAUCUGCUGUACACUGAUGGCGAGGGAUGGGAACUCUUCGAUGCGAUUAUAGAGUAUGAACAAUAUCCUAAUGGUACAAGAAACGUAAAACAGCUUUGUGAAUUUAUAUUCGACUGUUUUAUGAGGCCGUACAGAAGACUCAGCCAUUUAGAGCGCGGUCAAACGCUAUUCAACUCUAUCAAUACUGCCUUAAAGAAUAAAUUCCCUUUAAGAAGACUUAAUGGAAUACUUUUUAGAAUUGAACCACAAACAACAACAAAUGGAAUAAAAUCGAAAUAUCUCCAACAAGGAUACAAACGCAGCAGACGGAACAGGAAAAGAACGAAUGAGAAGAAAGAAGUAGCUGAUGAUGUCAUAAAUCAUUUCUCUUCUCGACUCAAUAACAAAAAGUUUGCAAAAACUACAAAAAAGUACACAAUAGAAGUGAAAACUCCGGUCAUCAACAACUAUUAUAUUUUAACAGCAACUAAAACUAAUAAUAAAGCUGGUAUCCGUAAGGGAGACACACGACCUGGUAAAGGUCUGCGACAGUCACUGUAUGCAGGCCGCUUCCAACCUGGCAAUGUGUAG